UCAUUUAUAAGUGACAUGUUGCCGUUUUUCGCUUGAGGACAAGACUCUGUCGCGCGCGUUUGGAAUAGUGUGCAUCGUGAGAGGUCUCCAGUCCACUUGAGAUAUUUUACAUCAGAAGAUUUUUCUGGUCAUUUUCGCCAUGGCACCGCCACAGAACGGAUCUAACCUGACGGGAAACUUUACUAAUCAGUUUGUGCAGCCGCCGUGGCGCGUCGCGCUCUGGUCUGUGGCGUACAGCUCCAUCCUGGCGAUCGCGGUGUUCGGGAAUCUGAUCGUCAUGUGGAUCAUUCUGGCUCAUAAGCGGAUGCGAACCGUCACCAAUUACUUUCUGCUCAACCUGGCGUUUUCAGACGCAUCGAUGGCCGCCUUCAACACUUUGAUUAAUUUUGUUUAUGCCACUCAUGGUGACUGGUAUUUUGGAGAAGCCUACUGUAAAUUUCACAACUUUUUCCCCGUCACCUCCGUGUUUGCGAGCAUUUACUCGAUGAGCGCUAUAUCAGUCGACAGGUACAUGGCCAUCAUCCAUCCCCUGAAGCCACGGCUCUCAGCCACAGCCACUAAGGUGAUCAUUGUGUGUAUUUGGGUUCUGGCUGUGGUUUUGGCCUUUCCUCUGUGUUUCUUUUCAACCAUCAAAAAAUUGCCCAAGCGGACCCUCUGCUACGUUGCCUGGCCAAGACCUUCAGAGGACCCUUUCAUGUAUCAUAUCAUAGUGGCUUUGCUGGUGUACGUUCUGCCCCUGGUGGUCAUGGGAAUUACCUACAAUAUUGUCGGUUUGACGCUUUGGGGAGGAGAGAUUCCUGGAGUCUCAUCAGACAACUAUCAGGGCCAACUGCGAGCCAAAAGAAAGGUAAGCAG
Carassius auratus (goldfish) is the source of this 855-nucleotide messenger RNA. Its product is annotated as neuromedin-K receptor-like. The transcript has 3 exons. Gene Ontology annotation, biological process: G protein-coupled receptor signaling pathway; positive regulation of flagellated sperm motility. The annotation marks the transcript as partial. NCBI's taxonomy places the organism in Eukaryota, Metazoa, Chordata, Actinopteri, Cypriniformes, Cyprinidae. Gene Ontology annotation, cellular component: sperm midpiece; plasma membrane. Gene Ontology annotation, molecular function: tachykinin receptor activity. The record is from RefSeq and is a predicted model, not a curated record.